Molecule: messenger RNA, 2359 nt
Organism: Acomys russatus (golden spiny mouse)
Lineage: Eukaryota; Metazoa; Chordata; Mammalia; Rodentia; Muridae
Gene: Ptgs2
Product: prostaglandin-endoperoxide synthase 2
Exons: 10
Coding region: 97-1911 (604 amino acids)
Biological process (GO): response to oxidative stress; cyclooxygenase pathway
Cellular component (GO): neuron projection; cytoplasm
Molecular function (GO): oxidoreductase activity, acting on single donors with incorporation of molecular oxygen, incorporation of two atoms of oxygen; peroxidase activity; heme binding
Source: RefSeq, a predicted model, not a curated record
AGGAGUAACAAGAAUCUGCCCAGGAAGACCUCAGCGCUGAGUCCUGCCUGCUCCACCGCCACCGCCGCAGCCGCUGCUACCGCCUCCACCUCCGCGAUGCUUGUCCGAGCUGUGCUGCUCUGCGCCUUUCUGGCGCUCAGCCAUGCUGCAAAUCCUUGCUGUUCCAACCCAUGUCAAAACCGCGGUAUAUGUAUGAGCGUAGGAUUUGACCAGUACAACUGUGAUUGCACCAGGACAGGAUUCUACGGUGAAAACUGUACUAUCCCUGAGUUUCUAACAAGAAUCAAAUUGCUGCUGAAACCCACCCCAAACACAGUACACUACAUCCUGACCCACUUCAAGGGAGUCUGGAACAUUGUAAACAACAUUCCCUUCCUGCGAAGUUCAAUCAUGAGAUACGUGUUGACAUCCAGAUCACAUUUGAUUGACAGUCCACCAACUUACAAUGUGCAUUAUGGUUACAAAAGCUGGGAAGCCUUCUCCAACCUCUCCUACUACACCAGGGCUCUUCCUCCAGUAGCUGAUGACUGCCCAACUCCCAUGGGUGUGAAGGGAAACAAGGAGCUUCCUGAUUCAAAAGAAGUUCUGGAAAAAGUUCUUCUAAGGAGAAAGUUCAUCCCUGAUCCCCAAGGCACAAACAUGAUGUUUGCAUUCUUUGCCCAGCACUUCACUCACCAGUUUUUCAAGACAGACCAGAAGCGGGGACCUGGGUUCACCCGAGGACUGGGCCAUGGAGUGGACUUAAAUCAUAUUUACGGUGAAACUCUAGACAGACAACAUAAACUGCGCCUUUUCAAGGAUGGAAAAUUGAAAUAUCAGGUCAUUGAUGGAGAGAUGUACCCUCCCACGGUCAAAGACACUCAGGUGGAGAUGAUCUACCCCCCUCACAUCCCUGAGCACCUACGGUUUGCUGUGGGGCAGGAAGUCUUUGGCCUGGUACCUGGUCUGAUGAUGUAUGCUACAAUCUGGCUGCGGGAACACAACCGAGUGUGUGAUGUGCUCAAACAGGAGCAUCCUGAGUGGGAUGAUGAGCGGUUAUUCCAGACCAGCAGGCUCAUUCUGAUAGGAGAGACUAUCAAGAUCGUGAUCGAAGACUAUGUGCAGCACCUGAGCGGUUACCACUUCAAACUCCAGUUUGACCCAGAGCUGCUUUUCAACCAGCAGUUCCAGUAUCAGAACCGCAUCGCCGCUGAAUUCAACACACUCUACCACUGGCACCCCCUGCUGCCCGACUCCUUCCACAUCGAGGACCAGGAAUACAACUUCAAACAGUUCCUCUACAACAACUCCAUCCUCAUUGAACAUGGACUCACCCAGUUCGUGGAGUCAUUCACCAGACAGAUCGCUGGCCGGGUUGCUGGGGGCCGGAAUGUUCCCAUUGCAGUACAAGCCGUGGCAAAGGCCUCCAUUGACCAGAGCAGACAGAUGAGAUACCAGCCUCUCAAUGAAUACCGCAAACGUUUCUCCCUGAAGCCUUACACAUCAUUUGAGGAACUUACAGGAGAGAAGGAAAUGGCUGCAGAGUUGAAAGCCCUCUACAGCGACAUCGAUGCCAUGGAGCUGUAUCCUGCUCUGCUGGUAGAAAAGCCUCGUCCAGACGCUAUCUUUGGGGAGACCAUGGUAGAACUUGGAGCACCAUUCUCUUUGAAAGGACUUAUGGGUAAUCCCAUCUGUUCUCCUCAAUACUGGAAGCCCAGCACUUUUGGAGGAGAAGUGGGUUUUAAGAUCAUCAACACUGCCUCAUUUCAGUCUCUCAUCUGCAAUAACGUGAAGGGCUGCCCGUUCACGUCAUUCAAUGUGCAGGAUCCACCGCCUACCAAAACAGCCACCAUCAAUGCCAGUGCCUCCCACUCCAGUCUAGAUGACAUCAACCCUACAGUGCUAAUCAAAAGGCGUUCAACUGAGCUGUAGAAGUCUAUUAUUGACCAUAUUUAUUUAUUUAUAUGAACAAUUUAAUUUUAUUUAAUUAUUUAAUAUUUAUACUGAAUGCCUUUCUCACUUUACAUCAUCUAUAAGAGAAGGCAGCGUUCUGGAACAAUGUUACAUUUGUGAAGAUUCCUGUGUGUUUGUCCUUUGGUAUGUGUUGCCCUCAAGUGAAAGAAAAAACAGCUUUCAUUCUUCUACAUAAACCAUUGGGAAGGAAAAUGAAUUUUGAUAUCUUUUUACUUGAAUUUCAGCUCAUGGUAUAUCUUAAGAACAAAGGGGAGUUGUUUGAAUACUUAAAUGCUGUUACAAGAUGAAAAAUGUUGCCAGUUGACUAUGACUGCGUCUUCCUUGCUACAUUAGGAGCAGAUAAUAACAAAUUUUAAAGAAAUUUUGCAUACCUUUAUCUCAUCAAGCAAAAGGGUAAAAGCUCGUU